Molecule: messenger RNA, 636 nt
Organism: Saccostrea cuccullata (small rock oyster)
Lineage: Eukaryota; Metazoa; Mollusca; Bivalvia; Ostreida; Ostreidae
Exons: 1
Coding region: 1-636 (211 amino acids)
Source: RefSeq, a predicted model, not a curated record
AUGGUCCACCUAAUAAAGUGUUUUUAUAACAACUUCCAAUACUCAGUAGGACACAAUGGCACCUUCUUCGAUAUUAAAACUGGAGCCAGACAAGGAUGCGUAAUGCCUGUAGUAUUAUUCAACUUGGUCAUCGAUUGGGUCAUGCAGAAGACAAAAGGAAACUCUCCAAGGGGAAUCCACUGGGGCUUGUUCUCAAAAUUGGAGGAUCUGGAAAUUGCGAAUGACCUUGUGCUAAUGUCUCACACACACCAACAUUUCCAAGAGACGACCAACAGGCUGCAAACCUACGGACAGCAAGUGGGACUUCGCAUCAGUAUGAAGACAAUGACACUUAAUGUGGAAUUGCCUGCUCCUGUUAGUGUCAAUGGUGAAGAACUACGCCAGACAGAUAACUUUAUUUACCUGGGUAGUAUCAAACCCGAGGGCGGCACAAAGGAGGACAUCCACAACAGACUUGGCAAGGCCAAGAGAGUAUUUAGGGAAAUGAAUAACAUCUGGAGGUCUGCACAGUACAGCACCAGCAGCAAGCCGAAGAUUUACCAGAGCUGUGUUGUAUCAAUUCUCCUUUAUGGAUCGGAAUGCUGGAGAAUAAAAGAGACAGAUCCUUCCCUACCACCUGCCUCCACCGAAUACUAA